Molecule: messenger RNA, 4722 nt
Organism: Saimiri boliviensis boliviensis (Bolivian squirrel monkey)
Lineage: Eukaryota; Metazoa; Chordata; Mammalia; Primates; Cebidae
Gene: RNF216
Product: ring finger protein 216
Molecular function (GO): zinc ion binding
Source: RefSeq, a predicted model, not a curated record
AGCACCCGGCGUGCCUCUAUGGUUCUUCCUGUCCUUAGUCGGGAGGGGGCGCUGUGCGCAGGCGCGAGGUGACGCCGCGGCAGGGCCGGAAGGAGUGCAGCGGCUGCCUCAGCGGCGGCGACGGAGCUCACAGCUGCAGCUUCUGAGGAGUAAGUGGCGCGGCAGCAAAGGCCGCCGAGCCCGCCUGGCUAGCCGGGGAGUUGAGUGGCGAACCUUUUGAAACAGAUGGUCACCAUGUUUAGAUACUAACAGUUGCAUAUGUGCAUGUCUGCAUUUAAAAAUGGCAGAGGGAAACAACAAUGAAGAGGUAAUUCACUUGAACAACUUUCACUGCCAUCGGGGACAAGAGUGGAUCAGUCUCAGAGAUGGGCCCAUCACCAUAUCUGACUCCUCAGAUGAGGAAGGGAUUCCAAUGCUGGUCACCCCAGCUCCUCAGCAACAUGAAGAAGAGGACCUGGAUGAUGAUGUCAUCCUGACAGAAACAAAUAAACCUCAGACAUCACGACCCAAUCUCAUCAAACCAGCUGCCCAGUGGCAAGAUCUGAAAAGGUUGGGAGAAGAAAGGCCUAAAAAGUUUAGAGCAGCAUUUGAAUCAGAUAAAAGCCGCUAUUUUUCAGUGUAUAACAACCCGUUGUUUGAUUCUGGGGCACAGGACGAUUCUGAGGAUGACUACGGUGAAUUUCUGGAUCUUGGGCCUCCUGGAGUCUCUGAAUUCACUAAGCCAAGUGUCCAAACAGAUAGAGAACCCAAGCCUGGACCGAGUCGUAACCAAGCAGCAAAUGACAUUGUCAGCCCCAGAUCAGAGCAGAAAGUCGUCAUCUUGGAAGAAGGUAGCCUUCUUUACACAGAAAGCGAUACUUUGGAAACUCAGAAUCAGUCAUCCGAAGACUCAGAAACAGAGCUAUUAUCAAAUCUGGGAGAGUCAUCUGCUCUGGCAGAUGAUCAGGCCAUCGAAGAAGACUGCUGGCUAGAUCAUCCUUACUUCCAAUCUGUGAACCAACAGCCCCGUGAGAUAACAAACCAGGUUGUUCCUCAGGAACGGCAGCCUGAAGCAGAGCUGGCCCGCUUGUUGUUUCAGCAUGAAUUCCCCGGGCCAGCUUUUCCAAGGCCAGAACCUCAGCAAGGUGGGAUUUCAGACCGCUCUUCUCCUCAGCCUGCCCAUCCUAUAGGGGAGUUUGAAGACCAACAGUUAGCAAUUGAUGAUGAAGAGCCAGGUCCAGCCUUUCCAAUGCAAGAACCUCAAGAGCCCAAUUUAGAAAACAUUUGGGGGCAAGAGGCUACAGAGGUAGAUCAAGAACUUGUUGCACUAUUAGUGAAGGAAACGGAAGCAAGAUUUCCAGAUGUAGCAAAUGGUUUUAUUGAGGAAAUAAUUCAUUUGAAGAAUUAUUAUGAUCUGAAUGUACUUUGUAAUUUUCUUCUGGAAAAUCCAGAUUAUCCAAAGAGAGAAGAUAGAAUCAUUAUAAAUCCCAGUAGCAGUCUGCUGGCCAGCCAAGAUGAGACAAAGUUGCCUAAAAUAGACUUUUUUGACUAUUCUAAGUUGACUCCUCUAGACCAGCGCUGCUUCAUCCAAGCUGCUGACCUCCUCAUGGCCGACUUCAAAAUGCUCAGUAGUCAGGACAUUAAGUGGGCCCUGCAUGAGCUUAAAGGACACUAUGCCAUCACCCGAAAGGCCUUUUCUGAUGCCAUUAAAAAAUGGCAGGAGCUAUCACCAGAAACCAGUGGAAAAAGGAAGAAGAGAAAAGAAAUGAAUCAGUAUUCUUACAUCGAUUUCAAGUUUGAACAAGGUGACAUAAAAAUAGAAAAGAGGAUGUUCUUUCUGGAAAAUAAGCGGCGACAUUGUAGGUCCUAUGACCGGCGUGCUCUCCUUCCAGCUGUGCAACAAGAGCAGGAGUUCUAUGAGCAGAAAAUCAAAGAGAUGGCAGAGCAUGAAGACUUUUUGCUUGCCCUGCAGAUGAAUGAAGAACAGUACCAAAAGGACGGCCAGCUAAUUGAGUGCCGCUGCUGCUAUGGGGAAUUUCCAUUUGAGGAGCUGACACAGUGUGCAGAUGCUCACUUGUUCUGCAAAGAGUGUCUCAUCAGAUACGCUCAAGAGGCAGUCUUCGGAUCUGGAAAGUCGGAGCUCAGCUGCAUGGAAGGCAGCUGCACGUGUUCGUUCCCAACCAGUGAGCUGGAGAAGGUGCUCCCCCAGACCAUCCUGUAUAAGUACUAUGAGCGAAAAGCUGAGGAGGAGGUUGCAGCAGCCUACGCUGAUGAGCUUGUCAGGUGCCCCUCCUGUAGCUUUCCUGCUCUGUUGGACAGUGAUGUGAAGAGGUUCAGCUGUCCUAAUCCUCGCUGCCGAAAGGAAACCUGUAGGAAGUGUCAGGGACUCUGGAAAGAACAUAAUGGCCUCACCUGUGAAGAGCUGGCUGAAAAAGAUGACAUCAAGUACCGUACCUCUAUUGAAGAAAAAAUGACUGCUGCCCGCAUUAGAAAAUGCCACAAGUGUGGGACUGGCCUCAUCAAAUCUGAAGGCUGCAACCGCAUGUCUUGCCGCUGUGGUGCCCAGAUGUGCUACCUCUGUCGAGUUUCUAUCAAUGGAUAUGACCAUUUCUGCCAGCAUCCCCGCUCCCCAGGAGCCCCUUGCCAGGAGUGUUCAAGAUGCUCUCUCUGGACUGACCCCACUGAAGAUGAUGAGAAGCUUAUUGAGGAAAUCCAGAAGGAAGCUGAAGAGGAACAGAAAAGAAAGAAUGGAGAGAAUACCUUCAAACGCAUCGGACCCCCACUGGAGAAGACCAUGGAGAAGGUACAGAGGGUAGAGGCCCUCCCGAGGCCUGUCCCACAGAACCUGCCGCAGCCACAGAUGCCACCCUAUGCCUUUGUGCACCCACCCUUCCCCCUGCCGCCUGUGCGGCCUGUGUUCAACAACUUCCCACUCAACAUGGGACCCAUCCCAGCCCCAUAUGUGCCCCCGCUGCCCAAUGUGCGGGUCAACUAUGACUUUGGUCCUGUCCACAUGCCCUUGGAGCACAACCUGCCCAUGCACUUUGGCCCCCAGCCACGGCAUCGCUUCUAAUGGCCCGGAACCCCCACUGAGCAGCACAGAGCCCAUUUAGGGUGGGGGUAUGGGAUGGAGAACACUCCCCUCCCCCAAGGCUGGUGGCUGUGCCAUUGCUUCCUAAGGUUGAAGGGUAGGCUGGUUUUCUUCCCACCUCUUUCCUAGAAGGGCCACUGCUCCCGGAAGAUUGGCCACAGCUGGAGGGCCUGCAUGGGAUUGGUCUGGCUCCCACUCAGCAGAGUCAAAAGGGCCUCAAAGCCCUUCUUUGAAGAGUUCUGCCAUCCUGGCAGGUAGCAUGGUGGCCCUGGCUGCUGUGUCACUCCAGUCCCUCCAGCAAGAGACCAAGAGGAAAUAUUUUGCCUCCAUUCACUUUUUCCCCUAGCAAACACCAGGGAAAAAACCUCUCAGAAUUAAAACCACAUGAGCCUUCCUUAUAUAGCACAGACAGAUCCAUAAUAAAGAUGAAAAUGGUGGAGUUCAGAGAGAAUUUCGAUGUGAACUGCCCCUCCUCUCCCCCCAGGCCACCAGGGGCGGCCCUUCUGCCUUAUCCCCUUAUCCAUGAUAUAGGCCCUGGCAGGCCACAAUGCCCCUGCCGCUCACACCUGGGCCUCUCCUUGGAGCCAACCCUUGGGGAGCAAGGCAGCUCCAAGGAGCCACUUCCUGGAGGUCCUCACAGGGGCUCCAGGUUGGGCAGAGGGAGCUGGCACCAUGGCCUGCAGAGGCACUGCCACAGCCAUAAGGGUCAAGAUGCUUCCCCCAUCCAGAACCCAUGCGCCACUACAGUGAGCAUUGAGGGCACCUCUCUCCCUUCUUACAGCCGCCUCAGAUCAGGCAGCAGCAGACCCAUAUUGUGCCAUGGGUUUUGUUCUGUUGCCAUCUAAGUUUCUCUUCCCCAGUCUCUGGAAAGUCAGGCUGAUAAAUCCUUACCCAGGCUAGGCCAUUGCAGCAUGCUGGAUGGUUCUGAAGCUGGCCCACCGAAAGAUCCUCUUGAGGUAGCUGGGACAGAGACCUGGUGGCCCUGCCAGGCAGCCCAACUGCUGCAGAAGACAUUUCUGCCACCCUGGGUGAUGAGCAGCUUUUCCCUAUGGUUUUCUGGGGGAGGAGUGGGCCUCCUUAGCGGGACAGGUGACCCUGGGUGCCACCCCUGGAAGCCCCUAUGUGUUCUCAAGUGCUUGGUAAAGGCAGGUAGACGGUGCUGUCCAGUACCCCCCAUAUGAGGGCCACUUCCCUUCUCAUGGAGUCAGCUGAGCAUCAGCUCAGCCCUGCCAUGUCCCUACUCAUUCUCCUUGCCUCCUGACCAGCCCUGGGUUCCCAGCUGUGCCUGAGGCAUCACUCUGGCCCAUUGGCAGAUGAGAGGCCUGAAGCCUUCUUGGCCACAGGUGUUACUUUCUUCUCUUGGCCUGCUGUGUUCUUGUGUUGCCAUGGGGUUCUGAGAGGUUUGGGGUUCACAGACCUCAGACAGGACUGACCCUGACAGUCAUUAGGGUGGGGCUGCUUCAGCCUCUGGAGCAGCCCUCCAUCCUCCUGCAGCAGGGCUGCCCCACCCAAGGUCCCCGGGGCUGGAGGGCACCAUCAUUCACUGUCAUUGGCUUCUCGGAUGUAUUUCAAGUACUAGAGUGUAUUUAAAAAGAUCUAAGAUGGCCAGGCGUGGUGGCUCACACCUGUAAUCCCAGCACUUUGGGAAGCCG